AUGCUCCAGCCGUCACCCUUCGACUAAAUUGACGAUGGUAGUCCAGCACCUCGAUGAGUGGCUGAUUCGACCUGUACCCAACCCGGUACCUCAUGACUGCCUAGCUUGCCCCUCAACCGAUCCGUGAUCAAGAAGAAACGCUCCUUCCUUGCCGGCAAAUUCUCGUUCGGCGCCUCUUCCGCUCGCACAUCGACUCCGAGUGGACUCGACGUCUCAAGAGCCUCGGCGGCAACCUUGAAGGACCAGCAGCACAAACUAGCCGACUUGAUCGCUUCGAGAGGUGGGACCUACCUCGGUGUACCUCUGCCACUGCGCUUGCCGCUCCACGCUUGA
Microbotryum saponariae is the source of this 333-nucleotide messenger RNA. Lineage: Eukaryota; Fungi; Basidiomycota; Microbotryomycetes; Microbotryales; Microbotryaceae. The record is from the annotation of a GenBank genome assembly.